Molecule: messenger RNA, 639 nt
Organism: Daucus carota subsp. sativus
Lineage: Eukaryota; Viridiplantae; Streptophyta; Magnoliopsida; Apiales; Apiaceae
Product: chromatin remodeling protein SHL-like
Exons: 6
Coding region: 1-639 (212 amino acids)
Molecular function (GO): chromatin binding
Source: RefSeq, a predicted model, not a curated record
AUGAGCCGCACAAGAAAAGAUGUACAAGGUGUGAGGGAUCCCAAGGGUAAGAAAAGAAUCUCGUCACAUGAUUCCAUCAACUCCCUUGCACAAUCGAAGCUACGCAAACAUAAUAGUCCUCAUUAUAAUGAUGGAGAUUGUGUGCUUAUGAUGGCCCCUAAUCCGGAUGAUCCACCAUAUGUUGCUCAGAUUGUAGAAUCCAAGGCUAAAAAGGUGACAGUAAGAUGGUACUACAGACCCCAAGACACUGAUCUUUGGAAGAAAGACUGUCACGGAAAGUGUACCGUGCACACUUUUCAUGAAUAUAUGGAGCUUGAAAGUCGGCGUUCUGAUUCCGAUUACUACAGUCGAUUUGAGUAUGAUAUUUAUAAGAAAAAAUUGAUUGAUGUCAAAGAUGCUGAUUGGUUGUGCAUUUGCAGGAAUCCUUACAAUCCGGAUCUGUAUGUCUAUUGUCAGAUAUGCAAAUCAAGGUUCCAUCCAUCUUGUACCAACACUGAUGCAAAGAGUUCAUGCAUUAUUUUUUGUGAUAACUGCAAGAACUCUCCUAGCCAGGACCAAGCUGCGGACAAGCGCUUUGAAAGGUAUCUCAAGUUCCCGAGGAUGCACAAAGAUAUCAAAAAGGAGAAGGCCCUUGGAUAA